Messenger RNA from Chenopodium quinoa (quinoa), 850 nucleotides. Its product is annotated as 17.8 kDa class I heat shock protein-like. NCBI's taxonomy places the organism in Eukaryota, Viridiplantae, Streptophyta, Magnoliopsida, Caryophyllales, Amaranthaceae. Gene Ontology annotation, biological process: protein complex oligomerization; response to salt stress; response to heat. The record is from RefSeq and is a predicted model, not a curated record. The coding region runs from base 237 to 725 and encodes 162 amino acids. The transcript has a single exon.
GUAUUCUUCUUUCACCUCUGUUUUUUUCCCGCCAUCAUUAAGAAACCGCAAUUUUCUAAAAACGAAUAACUCAGAAUGUUCUAGAUACUACCAUUAUCACCCCUCACUUUCUAUAAAUUCCCAUUCUCAUGUUCCCAUCAUCAUCAACAAAACAAACUUCUUAAUUCUCCUUGCAAAUCAAGACUAUCAAUCUCACAAUAAAUCAAACACUCAUACAAAACCAAAAUCAAUCAAAAAUGUCGCUGGUUCCAAGCUUUUUCGGAAACCGACGAAGCAAUGUCUUCGACCCAUUUUCUCUCGAUUUAUUCGACCCUUUCCAUGAUUUUCCCUUCAACAACACCACCUCUCGAUCACUCACCUCCACCGGUGGCGACACCGACAUCGCUGCGUUUGUGAACACCCGAAUUGACUGGAAAGAGACUCCGGAGGCCCAUGUAUUCAAGGCGGAUUUACCCGGGUUGAAGAAGGAGGAGGUCAAGGUUGAGGUGGAAGACGGAAAGGUGCUCCAGAUCAGCGGUGAGAGAAACAGAGAGCAGGUAAAGAAUGACAAGUGGCACCGUGUCGAGCGGAGUUCUGGAAAGUUCUUAAGGAGGUUUAGGCUGCCGGAGAAUGCGAAGAUGGAUGAGAUCAAAGCGAAUAUGGAGAAUGGUGUUCUUACUGUCAGUGUGCCUAAAGCUGAGGAGAAGAAGCCUCAAGUUAAGUCUAUUCACAUUUCUGCUGCUUAAAUGGGGCUUAAUUAAGAUUAUUAUGAUAUAAACAUAUAAAAUGAGUGAUUAAUGAUGUAAUCUUCUUAUAUUUGUAUGUUACUCUGUAAUUAUAAUGUGUUUAAACACUUUAAUUAUCAUUUUCA